CAAGAAUAGAACAUAAAGAUCAAAGCAGUAUCAUAGAUUUAUCUUUAACUAUAUGGUAAUUAAAAAUGAAAAAAAUGGCAGUAAUUCAAUAAUUGUAUCAGCUUUGAUUUCUCCAAAAUGAUAUUUUCUUUGAACGAAUUAGUACAUUGGCUAGGUUUAACUAUCUUUGAAAUAUGGAUAAAUCUAGUCUCAUUGACAAUUUUCACAAUGUUAUUAGCCCUUAAGCUAGAUGAUAAUUAUUUUGUAGGUAAUUCAGGAUGGUGGAUAGUAUUUUCACCACUUUUUGUCGCGGAUGGUUUGAACACCUAUUUUUGCGCAAUUAUUUUCAUAAGGAUGCACAUGGAAGGGAUGAUCAAAGUUGCUAUUCUAAGAGCAUUGUGGAGUCUUAUAUUGUUACUUUUAAUAUUCGUUUUCAAAUAUCUCUUAUGUAAAAAGCUAACAGGACAAAGCACUUUGGAAUAUUCAGAAGUAAUGAGUCCUAUAUUCAUUCUGUUUCAAUUAAUUGCAGUUAGAGCAUGCCAACUUCAUUGAUCUGUGUAAAUUCCAUCAUCCAUUUAUAUGAGAAAAAACGAAUUCCUUAACAUU
Messenger RNA from Colletes gigas, 585 nucleotides. Its product is annotated as transmembrane protein 203. The coding region runs from base 118 to 531 and encodes 137 amino acids. Gene Ontology annotation, biological process: intracellular calcium ion homeostasis. NCBI's taxonomy places the organism in Eukaryota, Metazoa, Arthropoda, Insecta, Hymenoptera, Colletidae. The transcript has a single exon. The record is from RefSeq and is a predicted model, not a curated record. Gene Ontology annotation, cellular component: endoplasmic reticulum.